This is a messenger RNA of Gloeophyllum trabeum ATCC 11539, 1515 nucleotides long. RefSeq lists its product as uncharacterized. The record is from RefSeq and is a predicted model, not a curated record. The annotation marks the transcript as partial. The transcript is spliced from 6 exons. Lineage: Eukaryota; Fungi; Basidiomycota; Agaricomycetes; Gloeophyllales; Gloeophyllaceae.
CGAAAGCUGGGGGACAGCGAGCUGGCGUUCUACUUUCCUUCACGCCGGAGCGGCGUGAAUGACAUGUAUGUCGCCCUUGGAUUCCGCGCCGUCGAGCGGGUUAUGCGCCGUUCGAGACUGCGCGUCGCAUGGGCGAUUCUGCGGCUGAGACAUCCCCUCCUGGCGUCUGCAGUGGAGAUGCUCAGUUACGACGACGUUCGGUUCACAUAUACCGCGCCCAAGUCCCCCGAUGAAGCUCUCAUGGAUGCAAGCAGUAACAUAGAAUACUGCACCCGGAGUAAAGAUGAACUCAUCGAGAGAUAUGUGAACGGACCCCGCACUUUAUCGGACUCACGUCUAUCAUGCCUCAUCAUCUCGCAACCGGGAGUGGGGGCGACUUCCCUCCCCACUCCGCCGUUGACACCGACGUGCUCUUCCAACCCUUCCAAAACUGAUUUAUCCGCUGAGGAGAUGUACGAUUACGAACUCCUCCUGGGUGCGACGCACUUCAUUGGCGACGGCAUGUCCGUCAUUGAUCUGUGCAAGUCGCUGUUUGAUAUUCUCGGGAGCGAAAAGACCACUUGUCAGCUUGAGGGGGUGUUGCGUGACGAAUGGCACGCGAGGUUCUGCGAGUCCCGGCAUCUCGACGUCCUUCCCGUAUGUGUAGAAGACAGGUUACCAAGCGCGUCGAGUAAAUUUCACCGCGUCGCGGCAAAGGUCGACUACCUCAAUAAUCAGCGUAAAGACGUCGGCGGCCAGGUGUUUCCCCGGCGGCUGAGCAAGAAACGGCGUAUCGCCAGCCGAUGUGUACCGUUUGACGAAGAGAAGACCAAGCAGAUGAUGGCGAAAUGCAAGGCCCAAGGAGUAUCAGUUUCGUUCGUCAUGUUCGCACUUUGCAACAUGGCGUGGGCGAGAACACGACCAGAUAAUAGGCAUCUACCGAUGAUGGUCUACUCUGCUAUGAGUCUCCGUCCUUAUCUCAAGCCCGCCCAAGCGGAUGUGUCCGACCUCUUUUUGGCCGUUGGAUACUUCAAUGUCAUCCUUCCCUGCUUCAUCCCUGCAAACUGCGAUCAAUCAAGGCUAUUCUGGCAUCGCGCUAGAACUGCUAGAGAUCAAUGCGUCCGGACGGUCAAACACCCUAUGCGAAGCUCUCGAUCGCGCGAACUGGCGCGCAAGAGGGCGGACUUAGCUCGUGCAUGGGCCAUUGCAGAGGACACAAGACAUGAUCCCUCCUCUGACAGACGAGACCCGCCAGCUGUCCCGAGUGCGCAACCGGAUGCUCCUCGAGCAUUACUCGGGAUCUCUCUGCUUGGCAACUUGAAUUCAUUCAAGGACCACGCGAAGGCGCCGCUGUUCGACCUCCGGAUGCUGACGCCUGGGGUGCGCCAGCGUUCUGGGGGGAUGCUCCUCUUCUCCCAUACCUUUGCGGACAAGUUAUGGAUAACGAUGAACUGGGAUAAGCUCGGCUAUGACCCUGAGGUUGUCGAUACCUUCUGGAAGGGGGUGUUGAGUGGCAUAGAUGACUUUCUAUGCUAG